AUGGGGACGGCGGGGAAGAACGCGUGGGUGGUGCCGGCGCCGGCGUACAGGGAGGUGGAGGGGUGGGAGGGCGUGGGGGAGGACGCCCCGGGCUUCAGGUGCGGCCACUCGCUCACCGCCGUCGCGCCCACCAAGGGCCACGGCCCGCGGCUCAUCCUCUUCGGCGGCGCCACCGCCAUCGAGGCCGGCGCGUCCUCUGGCCUCCCCGGCAUCAGACUCGCGGGGGUGACGAACUCGGUGCAUUCGUACGAUGUGGAGAAGCGGAGGUGGACGAGGUUACAUCCCGCUGGAGAACCUCCAUCACCAAGGGCUGCGCAUUCUGCAGCCGCUGUGGGCACCAUGGUUGUUUUCCAGGGUGGGAUUGGACCAGCAGGGCACUCCACGGAUGAUCUCUAUGUCCUUGACCUCACAAACGACAAGUUUAAAUGGCACAGGGUUGUUGUUCAGGGGGCUGGGCCUGGUCCUCGCUAUGGUCAUUGCAUGGAUUUGGUAGCUCAGCGUUAUCUUGUCACCGUUUCAGGAAAUGAUGGAAAGCGGGUCUUAUCAGAUGCUUGGGCUUUGGAUACUGCACAGAAACCAUAUAGGUGGCAGAAACUUAGCCCUGAGGGCGAUAGACCUUCAGCAAGAAUGUAUGCUACUGCCAGUUCACGUUCGGAUGGCAUGCUUUUACUUUGUGGUGGAAGGGAUGCUUCUGGAACACCACUUUCUGAUGCUUAUGGACUACUAAUGCAUACCAAUGGCCAGUGGGAGUGGACUCUAGCUCCAGGGGUAUCUCCAUCUCCAAGAUAUCAGCAUGCAGCUGUUUUUGUUGGUGCUCGGUUGCAUGUUACUGGAGGUGUCCUUAGAGGAGGAAGGGCCAUCGAAGGAGAGGGCGCAAUAGCAGUCCUCGACACCGCUGCUGGAGUUUGGUUGGAUAGAAAUGGCAUUGUGACCUCCCGCACUUUAAAAUCAUCUAAUGAGCAUGAUGCUUCUUCGGAUCUACUUCGUCGCUGUCGUCAUGCAGCUGCCUCUGUUGGUUCUCAGAUAUACAUUUAUGGUGGACUGAGGGGAGAUAUCCUCCUCGAUGAUUUCCUUGUUGCUGAGAAUGCACCUUUCCAGUCAGAAAUUACAUCAUCUAUGUACGGUGCUGAUAGAGUCCCGAGGGGGGAAACUCAAAAUAGAAAUCAUAAUUAUUAUUCGGAUUCACCUGUCCAGCAAUCUUCAAAUAACAGCACGGACAAAAAGUCAAUUGACAUGUUGAUAGAGGCCUCAACUGCGGAAGCUGAAGCUGUAAGCGCUGUAUGGCGAGCUGCUAAGGAAGCAUCUGCAGCAUCUUCAGAAGACAGUCUUUCAGAGGGAAUAGGGUCUGAGUCCCCACUGAGUGAGACUUCUCCAAUGCCUGAAGAUUUUGAUGAUGGGGGCUCCCUAGAGCCAGAUGUGAAACUGCAUUCUAGAGCAGUUGUAGUUGCUAAAGAAGCAGUAGGAGACUUAGGAUGCUUGGUCAGACAGCUUUCGCUCGAUCAAUUUGAGAACGAAAGCAGACGAAUGCACCCUUCAAGUAAUGAUCAAUCUUAUCCAGGCAGGAGAGCAUUAAACAGACAACGAUCGCCACAAGGUUUGCAUAAGAAGAUUAUUUCGUUCUUACUUAAGCCAAGGAAUUGGAGAGCUCCUGCUGAUAGAACCUUCUUCCUUGACUCUUACGAAGUUGGCGAGCUAUGCUAUGCUGCUGAGCAGAUUUUUAUGCAAGAACCAACUGUUUUACAAUUAAAAGCACCAAUUAAAGUAUUUGGUGAUCUUCAUGGGCAGUUUGGAGACCUAAUGCGCCUUUUUGAUGAAUAUGGUUUCCCGUCAACUGCUGGUGACAUAACGUACAUUGAUUAUCUCUUCUUGGGAGACUAUGUUGACCGAGGCCAGCACAGCUUGGAAACAAUAACUUUGCUUCUUGCUCUUAAAAUUGAGUACCCAGAAAAUGUGCACUUGAUCAGGGGAAAUCAUGAAGCUGCUGACAUCAAUGCUCUUUUUGGCUUUCGCCUUGAAUGCAUCGAGAGAAUGGGUGAAAGUGACGGGAUUUGGGCUUGGACAAGAUUCAAUCAACUGUUCAAUUACCUCCCACUUGCUGCCAUGAUAGAAAAGAAAAUAAUUUGCAUGCAUGGUGGCAUUGGAAGGUCAAUAAACACCGUGGAGCAAAUUGAGAAACUCGAAAGGCCUAUCACAAUGGAUGUUGGGUCCAUUAUUCUCAUGGACCUCCUAUGGUCUGAUCCUACAGAGAAUGAUAGCGUUGAGGGUUUGAGACCAAAUGCACGAGGACCUGGCUUAGUGACAUUUGGGCCUGAUCGAGUAACAGAAUUCUGUAAGAGAAACAAAUUGCAAUUGAUCAUAAGAGCCCAUGAGUGUGUUAUGGAUGGGUUUGAGCGUUUUGCUCAUGGUCAAUUGAUCACUUUGUUUUCAGCAACUAAUUACUGUGGUACUGCGAACAAUGCUGGGGCCAUACUUGUGGUUGGCAGGGGCUUAGUUGUUGUACCGAAGCUAAUUCAUCCACUUCCACCACCUGUUAAUUCACCUGAGUCCUCCCCUGAACGUGGGGAUGCCACAUGGAUGCAGGAACUUAACAUUCAGCGGCCACCUACUCCAACCAGAGGGCGGCCACAAGCUGCCGGUGACAGGAAUUCUCUUGCUUACAUAUGAUACAUGACAGAGCCACCUCAAGCUUCUGGAUCUGUUGUUUGUAAUCAGAAAUUUGUUGGCAGUUUCAAGGUACAUAUGGUAUACCCCAGAAGAACAAUCAACCAACAGGACAUCAUGGAUACAAUUGUGAAAAGUUCCCUGGUGAUCCAUAGUGAUGCAUCGGUGUUAGCUGUAGUUGAUGUGGUACAAUGAUUUGAUCUCCUCAUUGGGAAGCUACAUAAUAAUAGUUCAGAUCGCUAUAUGCUUCCCAACCUGAUUCGGCCUCUCUGUAGUUCAUUGUUUGGAGGGGAAGAGUGCGACAGUGAUAUGAAGGAGAAUAAUCAAAGUCUGAUGUAGUUUGCCGUAAUAGCUCACCUGUAAUUGUAGUGCACAUAGCUAAGAAGGCUUUUUUCCAUGUGUUUGUAUACCAUGCCUCCAGUGUGGAGCCGCAGUUUAAACACAAUAGCUAUACAACUUAUCAGAUUCUGAGUUUAGAUUGGCCUUAGAUUUGAGGCUUUUCAUCUGCUCUUUGUGGAGCGUGAAUGUUUGUAAGUUAAUGAUUGAAUUUAUGUAGGCGUCUGUGCAAUAAACUAAUUAAGUUAUGAUCAAAUUCAGCGACUCUGAUUCAGGCU
Setaria italica (foxtail millet) is the source of this 3275-nucleotide messenger RNA. Its product is annotated as serine/threonine-protein phosphatase BSL1 homolog. The transcript is spliced from 21 exons. Bases 1 to 2664 code for a protein of 887 amino acids. Lineage: Eukaryota; Viridiplantae; Streptophyta; Magnoliopsida; Poales; Poaceae. Gene Ontology annotation, biological process: brassinosteroid mediated signaling pathway. Gene Ontology annotation, molecular function: phosphoprotein phosphatase activity; protein binding. The record is from RefSeq and is a predicted model, not a curated record.